This is a messenger RNA of Hansenula anomala, 3787 nucleotides long. RefSeq names its product glutamate dehydrogenase (NAD(+)) (gene GDH2). The transcript has a single exon. Lineage: Eukaryota; Fungi; Ascomycota; Saccharomycetes; Phaffomycetales; Wickerhamomycetaceae. The record is from RefSeq and is a predicted model, not a curated record. Gene Ontology annotation, cellular component: mitochondrion. The coding region runs from base 314 to 3367 and encodes 1017 amino acids. Gene Ontology annotation, molecular function: L-glutamate dehydrogenase (NAD+) activity.
AGAAGUAGAAGUAAUAGAAGUAAUAAUGUAAUAGAGUAUUAUAGUAAUAUGAGAUGGUUUAAAGUAGAGUAGGUAUUAGCUAGUUACAUAAUCCCUUAGCUAACCUCUGUCUUUUCGCUACGUGUCUUUGCUCCAGUAUGGGAAUGGCUCUGAACUUGUUGAUGAAUACCCAAAAUCCUUCCAGAUGGCGGCACCCCUCCGAAAACUAUAAAUACUCACCACAUUCCACAAGCCAUCAUCAUCCCAGAGCGCUUACCUCUUGCACACCCAUGUAAUAGAACUAUCAUUACUAUUAUUACUACCCAAUUACAAUAUGACAAUCAACAACUUGACUGCUUCACCUCCUCCAGAUAUUAGCGCCCUAUCAAUCACUUCUUUGAAAUCUGGUUACAAGAACUUACCUUUCAUUGGUAAAGAGACUCAAUUUGAAAAAGUUCUGGAUCUCAUUGAUAAAUUUGGUUUCAUUCCUGAAAAUUUGAUCGAAUCUGAAGCUAAAUGGUUUUAUGAAAGUUUAGGUAUUGAUGAUGUUUAUUUUGAAAGAGAAUCUGCUGAAGGUAUUGUUAGUCAUAUCCAUGCAUUAUAUUCUGCUAAAUUAGAUGCUUUUGCUAGAAAUGAUUUAGAUUCUCCAUUUAUUCAUCACAAGAGGGAAAAUCAAGAUCAUGCUGUUUAUUUUGAUACUUCAAUACCUGGUACUGAUCAAUUCAAAUUAACAAAUUAUGAAAAAAGAAUUGAUGAAAAUUAUUUGGAUCAAUUGGACAAGUCCUAUAGAGUGGAAAGUUUCAAUGCUCCUUUGGUUUUAAACAAUUCUCAAUUUGAUACAAAUGGUAGCUCAUCAACUGUCACCAAGACUGUUCGUGCUCAUUUUGUUUAUGAAAACACUUUUCAACAUGAUUCAAUUUAUGAUCAAACUUUUUUGAAAAUCAUUAGUCCAAACACUAAACAAUUAUACGAUGAAAUAAUUGAACAAGCUUUAAAACAAACUGGUCCAUUGAUUAAACAUUUCCCUGUGGAAAAUUCUGAUGAACAUCGUAUAAUUAUUGGUUAUCAAAAAAAUUCAACAAAGAAAUAUUUCAGUGCUCUUUCUGCCCUAAUCAAUUACUACAAAUUGGAUCAAUCAAGAAAAUAUGUUGAAAAUUUCUCAAAUGGUGUUACAAUUAUUUCAAUUUAUUUGAAACCAACUUUGGAAACUAAUCCAUUAUCAAUUUAUCAAUUGAUUAAAGAGGCAAGUUUAUUAUAUACAAUUCCUCAUGGGGUUUUCUAUGAAAGUUUUGCUUCAAAUGAAUUUUCUUUACAAGAAUCAGUUUAUGCUCAUACUGGUGUCAUCUUUGUUACUCAUUUCUUGAAUAGAUUAGGUCCUGAAUAUCAAUCAUUAUUGAAAUUACUAGAUCCAAAACAAUCUCACCAAGUUGCAGAAUUAUUAUCAAGUUUAAAGAAAAGAUUAAGAUCUGAAACUUUUACUCAAUCUUUUAUCUUUGAAGUUUUCAACAGAUAUAAAUCAAUCAUUAGUCAAUUAUUUAGAUCUUUUGCUGAUGUUCAUUAUAUCAAAUCAAAUUUGGAGAAAACUUUAUCAUACCAAAGAUUAUCUCAAAUUCCACCAAUUAAGAAUGAAGAUGAAUUUAAUCAAUUAUUAUUGAAAAACGUUUUCAAUGAGAAUGAUGCUUUAGUUUUACGUGCUUUAUUCAUCUUCAACAAAUCAAUCUUGAAAACAAAUUUCUUUACACCAACUAAAGUGGCAAUUUCAUUUAGACUAGAUCCAUCAUUUUUACCAAAAUUUGAAUAUCCAGAAUUACCUUAUGGUUUAUUCUUUGUUGUUGGUUCUGAUUUUAGAGGAUUCCAUAUUAGAUUUAGAGAUAUCGCUAGAGGUGGUAUUAGAGUUGUUAGAUCAAGAUCCUUAGAUGCUUAUGAAGUUAAUGUUCGUAAUUUAUUUGAUGAAAAUUACAAUUUGGCAUCCACUCAACAAAGAAAAAAUAAAGAUAUCCCAGAAGGUGGUUCAAAAGGUGUAAUUUUAUUAGAUUUAGAUGCUCAAGAAAACCCAAGAUCAGGAUUUGAAAAAUAUGUUGAUUCUUUAAUUGAUUUGUUAAUUAAAAAUGAUAUCCCAGGUAUUAAGGAACCAAUUGUGGAUCUUUAUGGAAAACCUGAAAUUUUAUUCUUGGGUCCAGAUGAAGGUACUGCUGGUUUUACAGAUUGGGCAACUUUACAUGCCAAAAAAAGAGGUGCUAUAUGGUGGAAAUCUUUCUUAACUGGUAAAUCUCCUCAAUUGGGUGGUAUUCCUCAUGAUGAAUAUGGUAUGACUUCAUUAUCUGUUAGAUCUUAUGUUCAAAAAAUCUAUGAAACUUAUAAUUUACAAUCUACUCCAAUUCAAAAAUUCCAAACUGGUGGUCCAGAUGGUGAUUUAGGUUCAAAUGAAAUCUUGUUAUCCACUCCAAAUGAACAAUAUGUUGGUAUUGUUGAUGGUUCUGGUGUUAUUGGUGAUCCAAAUGGUUUAAACAAGGAUGAAUUGAAAAGAUUAGCCAAGGAAAGAAAAAUGAUUAACAAUUUCGAUAAAUCAUUGUUAUCAAAAGAUGGUUUUAUUGUCUUGGUUGAUGAUAAAGAUGUUCAGUUACCAAAUGGUGAAGUUAUUAACAAUGGUGUUUAUUUCAGAAACUUGUUCCAUUUGAAUUUGAAGAAAUAUUUUGGUCAUGUUGAUUUAUUUGUUCCAUGUGGUGGUAGACCAGCAGCUAUUGAUAUUGAUAAUAUCAACAAUUUGAUUGAUGAAAAUGGAAAGUCUGUUAUUUCUUAUAUUGUGGAGGGUGCUAAUUUAUUCAUUACUCAAAAUGCUAAAAUUGAAUUCGAAAAAGCUGGUGCAGUUGUUUUCAAAGAUGCUUCAACUAAUAAAGGUGGUGUUACUUCAUCUUCAUUAGAAGUUUUAGCUUCAUUAGUCUUGAAUGAUGAACAAUUUUUAUCAAAAUUCAAAAAUGGUACUGAUUUCUAUAGAGAAUAUGUUCAACAAGUUCAAAAAACUAUUGUUUCAAAUGCUGAAAAAGAAGCUGCUUCUUUAUUGAAAUAUAAAGCAAAGACUGGUUUAUCAUUACCUGAAGCUUCAGAUAGUUUAUCAAAUGAAAUUAAUAAAUUGUCAGAUUUGAUUGCACAAAGUGAUGAUUUAUGGAAUGAUUUGAACUUAAGAAAGACUAUUUUCACUCAAUCAAUUCCAAGCUUAUUAUUACAAGAGGCUGGUUCAGUUGAUGAAGUAUUGAAAAGAUUACCAGAUGCUUAUUCAAGAUCUUUGUUUGCAACUGCUAUCUCAACUAGAUAUAUUUAUGAAGAUCAUGAUCCUCAAAAUGUUAUUGAAUUGUUACAAUUCUUGAAGAAAUUAGGUUCUUCAGCCUGAAUAUGAAGUUUGUUUAUAAAAAAAAGUUUAAUUAAUGUGAUUUGUUUUUGGUUUUAGAACUCUCUGUAGUCUACAAAAUUUUUCAACAAACCAGUGUUUCUUAUUAUAAAGUUUAAUUAAAGAUCUAUACCUUCUCACAUCAACAAAGCAGCAGCAGCGGCAAGAAUAGCAGCACCACUCAAACCAACCUUAUUACCCAAAUUAUCAGUAGCAGUGGAAACAUGAACAGAUGAAGUUGUUGAAUUAUCACUUGAAUUUGAAGCACCUUUCUCAGCCAAUUCAAUAUUAGCACAUGCAAUUCUUGAAGUAUUUGCAAAAUGAACAGUGAUUGAUCUUUUACCAUCAGCGAAAUAAUAAGGACUUUUAGAAUUCAAUGAAAUAAAAGGUUCAACAUAAGAUAAUUUAGCCUCAGUAGAAUCG